AUGAUGAAGGCAUUAGGGACAGUCAAGCAGCGCCUCUUCGGCAUCGAGCACCAGCGCGUGGCGAUCGUAGCGGGGACCCUCUUGCUGGCAAGCCGCGGGUCUGGCUGGCCCUGGGAGGGUCGCACGCCGAGAUGGAGCGCGCCCUCGGAAACUGCCCACUACGGCGCGCAUGAUGAAGCUGAUCCUCGCCAAGGACCAGCCGACGUGCCAGAUCGUGCCGUGAUCUGGCACGCGCUGGCCACCGCCUGGUUCUUCCCGACGCGGGUCGGGGAGCACGCGUGGAGCGAGGGCUGGGGCCGCAGCAAGGUGCUGACAGGAGGCGACGUGGCCGCGCGCCCCGACGGGCGGCCCGCGUCGAACCUGAAGGAGGCCAACGAGGUCAUCGGCGCGUCCGCUUCGAGGAGGACGAUGCCGAGGCCGCCCAGGACACGGCCCCACAGCCGCGCCAGCCGCCGGAGCAGGCAGCCCGCAGACGGGGGCCGCAGCCACCCUCCCGAGGGCGCCAGCCGCGGGCGCGCCGGCGCCCCCGCUCGGGGCCAGGGCCGCCACCUGAGGAGAGCUGGGCGUCCAUCAGCCAGCGCCGGGCGCCUAGCGGCCUAG
Messenger RNA from Prorocentrum cordatum, 600 nucleotides. Lineage: Eukaryota; Dinophyceae; Prorocentrales; Prorocentraceae. The record is from the annotation of a GenBank genome assembly.